Molecule: messenger RNA, 1938 nt
Organism: Effrenium voratum
Lineage: Eukaryota; Dinophyceae; Suessiales; Symbiodiniaceae
Source: the annotation of a GenBank genome assembly
AUGUGGAAGGCCAUGGAGCGGGUGAAGUUGCUCCUGGAGGCCGAAAAGAGCCCGCAGCUGCCGGUGAACGUGCACCACACCUAUGAGGAUAAGUUCAGCCUGGUAGAGCGCGCUUCGAACUUGGCGCUCAGCUCCCAGCUGAACCUUUUGGGCUCCUUGGGCCUGGACCCACCGAAGCUGAAGCAGAUCCACACCUGGGCGCAGAAGAGUGCCGUGUCUUUGCGCUUCAGGUCAAAGGAGUCCUGCAACUUCCUGCGGGAGGAGACCAGAGAAGUCGAGGACCCCACGAAGCGCGUCAACGAGAUCUCAGUUGGCGGGAUGAACAUUGGACUCACCAGCAAAACCGUGAACAAGGUCACCGAGUACUUCUGGCGCUUCGAGUUCUCCUGGGAGCUGGAAGCCCUGCGCGGUGUGGGCGCUGAGCAGGCGGAUCGGCUGGUGGUGCAGUCCCGCAGCAGCAGCUGUGAGCUCAAGACCGGCAGCAAGGUGACUCCACAUCCAGAAGUGAAGUCACCCGCCCAGACUGAGGAGGUGAACAUUAGCUUUCUGCUGCGUCACAUCUCCGACCUUUCCGACGUCCCGGUGCCGAACUUCUCGGUGGAGCGCACAGCCAAGACCUGCCGCACCCCACGGAGGAACGCGGAAGUGGAGGACAUGGAGAAGUACCUGAAGAAGCUUGGCCUCUGGGGCACUCACAUCGAAACCUACCUCACCGAGUUGGCUCGGAAAUGUCGUCCCACAGAGAGGCCGCUGCACAUCUCCAGCGAGAUCCACGAGGUCUUCGUUCCUGUGCUUCCCCUCUUCGUUCAAAGCCCCGGCUCGGAGGAGCUGGUGGUCUCGAACGCGGAUAGCAACCGCCUCCUAGUGGAGGAGUCCCGGCUUCUGGCCGAGCAGCGCCAGAGAUUUCAGGAGGAGAUUCUGGCACAAGAGGGCUUUACCAGUGUGGAGGCCUACCUGAUGUUGGCCUGCUUCCACUUUAGCAGCGUGGCAAAGCGGUGGCUGGAGGUGAUGGCCUUCAUCGAAGAGAUGCUCCGGAAGCAGCUGGUGGCGGCCAUUGGCAAGGAGGUCACCCCCUUGGACUUCGCCGCCUACAUGCGCUUCCACCACCGGAAGCUCUUCGCGGGCCACUUCGCGCCGGAGCCCUUCUGCGCGGCGGUGCGCCGCAGUCAGCUCCAUGGGCCCGAGGGCACCUUGAGCAUCGAGGCGGAGGAAGCUCCUUUCGGCGCUGCUUCAAUCCAGACGCCCAUCAGCACCAGCUGCUGCCAUGGCCGGAUCGCAGACAUGAAGAUCCCCCUGAACGCCUCGACCGAGGUCUCCUUCACCUGUGAGGUUCAGCUGCACGCCUACCUGGGCCACAAGUUCUCCAGCGACACUGGGAGCAAUCUGUCGUUGGUGGCGCGGGCACGUCAGUUCAGCUCCUUCAUCGUUCUGCUGGGCCGCGUGACCUCUGCCACCAGCUUCGAGGCCAAGCACGCGGUGCUGCUGCGGAACAAGGAUGAGCUGCAGAUCCCGCUGGAGCUUGCGACGAUCCCCACCCCCAAGGAGUUCAAGGACGCCAUCGUGUCCCUGUCGCCGGAGCAGCAGCGCUUCGCCAAGGCGUUUCGGUCCAUGCAAUUGGAGAGCACCCUCUUCGGCAUCGUCGUGGUGCAAAUCAAGCCGCAACUGGAGCGGCUGCUGAAUCUCCCGGAGGACAGCCUUACCAAAGAGAUCAAGCUCACCCAGGAUCUGAUGCAGCUCUUCAUCCAGUACCAAAUCCCCAGCGACCUCCUCUCCUUCGCCCCUGAGCUUCUCAGGGGUCCCGCCACGGCCGUUCAGCAGCUGGAAACCGUGCGGGGCCAGGUGAAGGCCAUGUGCGACAUGAUCGAUGCUGAGAAGAAGGAGGAGCUUGAGGAGCGAAAGCGGGAGGAGGAGUUCCGGAAAGCCCAGGAGGAGGCCUGA